Molecule: messenger RNA, 10353 nt
Organism: Camarhynchus parvulus
Lineage: Eukaryota; Metazoa; Chordata; Aves; Passeriformes; Thraupidae
Gene: CDH23
Product: cadherin related 23
Biological process (GO): homophilic cell-cell adhesion
Cellular component (GO): plasma membrane
Molecular function (GO): calcium ion binding
Source: RefSeq, a predicted model, not a curated record
CCAUGAAGCAUCCCGUGGCUGCUGCUGCCCACCUCCUGCCUGUCCUCCUGCUCCUGGAGCUGGUCUCUCCAGGUCAGGGCAAUCGCCUGCCCUACUUCAUCAACUACUUCUUUGACACCUACCUGCUGAUCAACGAGGACACACCUGUGGGUUCCUCAGUGACCCAGCUGCUGGCCAGGGACCUGGACAAUGACCCCCUGGUCUUCGGGGUGGUCGGGGAGGAGGCCAGUCGCUUCUUCGCCGUGGAGAGCACCACCGGCGUGGUGUGGCUCAGGCAGCCCCUGGACAGAGAGACCAAGUCAGAAUUCACAGUUGAAUUUUCUGUCAGUGACAGCCAAGGGGUGAUCAAAGGGACAGUGAACAUCCAGGUGGGAGACGUGAACGACAACGCGCCGCAGUUCCACAACCAGCCCUACAGCGUCCGCAUCCCAGAGAACACCCCCGUGGGCACUCCAAUUUUCAUCGUGAACGCCACGGACCCAGACCUGGGGGCAGGAGGCAGUGUGCUCUACUCCUUCCAGCCCCCUUCCAGCUUCUUUGCCAUCGACAGCGGCCGUGGCAUCGUGACAGUGAUCCGGGAGCUGGAUUAUGAAGUCACUCAGGCCUACCAGCUCCAGGUGAACGCCACGGACCAAGACAAAAACAAGCCUCUGUCUACUCUGGCCAACCUGGCAGUCAUCAUCACAGACGUGCAGGACAUGGACCCCAUCUUCAUCAACCUGCCCUACAGCACCAACAUCUACGAGAACUCGCCUCCGGGCACCACCGUGAGGAUGAUCACGGCCGUAGACCAGGACAAAGGACGUCCCCGGGGCAUCGGCUACACCAUUGUGUCUGGUAACACCAACAGCAUCUUUGCACUGGACUACAUCAGUGGAGCCUUAACCCUGAAUGGGCCCCUGGACAGGGAAAAUCCUUUCUACAGCUCUGGAUUUGUCCUCACAGUGAAGGGGACAGAGCUGAACGACGACCGCACGCCCUCCAACGCCAGCGUCACCACCACCUUCAACAUCCUGGUCAUCGACGUCAACGACAACGCGCCCGAGUUCAACAGCUCCGAGUACAGCGUGUCCAUCCCAGAGCUGGCCCAGGUGGGCUUUGCCCUUCCCCUCUUCAUCCAGGUGCAGGACAAGGAUGAGGGACCCAACAGCGUUUUUGAGGUUUACAUGGUGGGCAACAACUCCAACCACUUCAUCAUCUCGCCCACCUCCGUCCAGGGGAAGGCGGACAUCCGUGUGCGCGUGGCAGUGCCGCUGGACUUCGAGACCAUUCCCCGCUAUGAAUUCUCGCUCUUCGCAAACGAGAGCGUGCCAGACCACGUCGGCUUCGCGCGGGUGAAAAUCAACCUGAUCAACGAGAACGACAACCGGCCCGUGUUCAGCAAGGCCCUCUACAACGUCAGCCUCUUGGAGAACACCACCGUGGGCACCACCGUCGUCCAGGUCCACGCAACUGACAACGAUGUGGGCACAUUUGGGAAAGUCAGCUAUUUCUUCAGCGAUGACUCUGACCGCUUCUCCCUGGACAAGGACACAGGUGUGAUCGUGCUGACAGCUCGGCUGGACUUCGAGAGCACGCAGCGCUACACCCUGACCGUCAUCGCCCGCGACGGCGGCGGCGAGGAGACCACGGGGCGUGUCAGGAUCAACGUCCUGGACGUCAAUGACAACGUCCCCACCUUCCAGAAGGAGGCCUACCUGGGGGCCCUGCGGGAGAACGAGCCCUCUGUCAGCCAGGUGGUCCGGCUCCGGGCAUCUGAUGAGGACUCCCCUCCAAACAACCAGAUCUCCUACAGCAUCGUGCAGGCGUCUGCCUUCCGCGACUACUUCGACAUCACAGUGUCGGAAGGAUAUGGAGUGAUCAGCGUGAACCACCCCCUGGACUACGAGCAGCUGCCCAACGGGGUCAUCUACCUGACGGUGAUGGCCAAGGACGCCGGCAACCCGCCGCUCAACAGCACCGUCCCCGUCACCAUCGAGGUGUUUGAUGAAAACGACAAUCCCCCCACGUUCAGCAAGCCCUCCUACGUGAUAACCAUCAUGGAGGACAUUAUGGCAGGAGCCACAGUGCUGUUUCUCAAUGCCACGGACAUGGACCGGUCCAGGGAGUACGGACAGGAGUCAAUCAUCUACUCCCUGGAGGGCUCCUCGCAUUUUCGCAUCAACGCUCGCUCAGGAGAAAUCACCACAACCUCGCUGCUGGACCGGGAGGCCAAAUCCGAGUACAUCCUCAUUGUGCGGGCAGUGGAUGGAGGCGUGGGGCACCACCAGAAGACAGGCAUUGCUAUGGUGAACAUCACGCUGCUGGACGUCAAUGACAACUACCCCACCUGGAAGGACGAGCCCUACUUCAUCAACCUGGUGGAAAUGACCCCUCCCAACUCGGAUGUCACCACGGUGGUGGCUGUGGACCCAGACCUGGGGGAGAACGGCACGGUGGUGUACAGCAUCCGGCCUCCCAACAAGUUCUACACCCUCAACAGCACCACGGGCAAGAUCCGCACCUCGGGCGUGCUGCUGGACCGGGAGAAUCCCAAUGCCCAGGAGGCCCAGCUCAUGCGCAGGAUCGUGGUGUCCGUCACUGACUGUGGGAGGCCACCUCUGAGAGCCACCAGCAGUGCCACAGUUUUUGUCAACCUGCUGGACCUGAACGACAAUGACCCCACUUUCCAAAACCUGCCCUUCGUUGCCGAGAUCGCUGAGGGCCUCCCCGCGGGCUCCUCUGUCUUCCAGGUGGUGGCCAUCGACCUGGACGAGGGCCCCAACGGGCAGGUGUCGUACCGCAUGCAGGUGGGCAUGCCCCGCAUGGAUUUCCUCAUCAACAGCACCAGCGGGCUGGUCACCUCCACGGCCGUGCUGGACAGGGAGAGGAUCCCUGAGUACCUGCUCAGGGUGGUGGCCAGCGACGCCGGCGCGCCCGCCAAGAGCUCCACCAGCACCCUCACUGUCAAAGUUCUGGAUGUGAAUGAUGAGAAUCCCACCUUCUUCCCUGCUGUCUACAACGUGUCCCUGCCCGAGGACGUGGCCCGGGAUUUCAAAGUGGUGCGGCUCAACUGCACGGACGCCGACAUCGGGCUCAACGCUGAGCUCAGCUACUUCAUCACAGGUGGGAACCAGGAUGGCAAAUUCAGCGUCGGCUUCAGGGACGGGGUGGUCAGGACAGUCGUGAGUCUGGACAGGGAGACCGUGGCAUCCUACACACUGAUCGUGGAGGCCAUUGACAACGGCCCCACCGGGAACCGGCGCACCGGGACCGCCACCGUGUACGUGACCGUGCUGGAUGUCAACGACAACAGGCCCAUCUUCCUGCAGAGCAGCUAUGAAGUCAGUGUCCCCGAGGACAUCCCAGCUGCCAGCAGCAUAGUGCAGGUGAAAGCCACGGAUGCGGAUGAAGGCAUUAAUGGGAGAGUGUGGUACAGGAUUGUCAAGGGAAACGAGCACAACCACUUCCGCAUCAACCCCAGCACGGGGCUGGUGAUGCGAGGAGUGCGGCACCUGGACAGGGAGCAGAACUCCUCCCACGUGCUGGAGGUGGAGGCCUACAACACGGAGCAGGGGCCCAUGAGGAGCUCCGUGCGGGUGAUCGUGUAUGUGGAGGACGUCAACGACGAGGUGCCGGUGUUCACCCAGCGCCAGUACAACCGCUUGGGGCUGCGGGAGACGGCGGGGAUCGGCACCUCGGUGGCAGUGGUCCGGGCCACCGACCGAGACACAGGGAGCGGGGGUCUGGUGAGCUACAGAAUCGUGUCGGGCGCAGAAGGCAAGUUCGAGAUCGACGAGAGCACGGGGCUCAUCACCACCAUAGACUACCUGGACUACGAGACCAAAACCAGCUACCUGAUGAACGUCUCUGCCACGGACCAAGCGCCCCCCAACAACCAGGGCUUCUGCAGCGUGUACGUUAGCCUGCUGAACGAGCUGGACGAGGCCGUGCAGUUCUCCAACAGCAGCUACGAGGCCGUGAUCAUGGAGAACACCCUGGGCUCCGAGGUGCUCCGCGUCCAGGCGCGCUCCAUCGACAACCUCAACCAGAUCACCUACAAGUUCGACCCCAACACCAACCCCCAGGCGCUCUCCCUCUUCAAAAUCAAUGGGAUCACGGGAGUGAUCACAGUCAAAGGCCAGGUGGACCGAGAGAAAGGGGAUUUCUACACCUUGACGGUGGUGGCUGAUGAUGGAGGACCAAAGAUUGACUCCACAGUGAAGGUGACCAUCACAGUCCUGGAUGAGAAUGACAACAGCCCCCAGUUCGACAUCACCUCUGACUCGUCUGUCAGCGUGGCUGAGGACUGCGCCGUGGGCAAGAGGGUGGCCCUGGUGCUGGCCCGAGAUCCAGAUGCAGGCAGCAAUGGCCAGGUGACUUUCUCUCUGGCAUCGGGGAAUAUCGGCCGUGCCUUCGAGAUCCGCACCACCAACAGCACCUACGGCGAGGUGUUUGUGGCGCGGCCGCUGGACCGGGAGCUGCUGGAUCACUACACCCUGCGGAUCCAAGCGUCGGAUGGCGGCGUUCCCCCGCGGAGGAAGGAGCACAUUCUGCGGGUGAACAUCCUGGAUGUCAAUGACAACCCCCCUGUCAUCGACAGCCCCUUCGGCUACAACGUCAGCGUCAGCGAGGGCAGCCUCACCUCGUUGGAUCUGCAGCUCCACGAAGCCAUGAGCCACCUGCAGGGUGUGGGGCUUGCCGUGCCCUUCCCUGCUGACCUCCAGGGCGUAGCAGCAGUAAUUCCCGCUGUCCUGCAGCGUCACGUUCAUCACCACGAUGUGGAAGGCGCCGUGGCGGUCGAGGACGAACUCCACGCCGUGGUGGCCACUCUGCCUGCCCGGGGAGGGUUUUUGGGAGGUGUUGUGGUGCCUGCCCAGGUCGCGGUGCAGCUCCCUGUCGGUGGCCUCUGCAGAGCCACCGCACGCUCUGAGCAGCCCCGCAGCCGCAGCCGGACUGGGACACACAGGAAAUUUCAUUGCGAUUCGCAACGCAGCGCUGCCGAGAACAGCGAGCACCCCCCGGAGGCCACCACCACAGUGUAUGUCACCAUCCUGGACGAGAACGACAACGCUCCCACCUUCCGGCAGCAGCUCUACGAGGUGACCCUCGACGAGGGUCCCUCCACCCUCAACGCCACCCUGGUCACCGUGCAGGCCCUGGACCAGGACGAGGGACCCAACGGCACGGUGGCCUACGCCAUCACUGAAGGCAACAUCUUGGGUACCUUCCACAUCGACAACGCCACGGGGGAGAUCCGCACGGUGAAGGAGCUGGACUACGAGAUCAGCCACGGGCGCUACACCCUGGUGGUCACCGCCACCGACCAGUGUCCCAUCGUCUCGCGCCGGCUGACGUCGACAGCCACGGUGCUGGUGAACCUCAAUGACAUUAACGACAACUGUCCCACCUUCCCGCGGCCCUACGAGGGUCCCUUCGAUGUCACCGAGGGGCAGCCCGGCCCUCGUGUCUGGACUUUCCUGGCCCACGACGGGGACUCGGGGCCCAAUGGACAAGUGGAAUACAGCAUCAUCGCCGGGGACCCCCUGGGGGAAUUUGUCAUCUCGCCGGUGGAAGGAGAGCUGCGGGUGCGGAAGGACGCUGAGCUGGACCGCGAGAACAUCCCCUUCUACAACCUCACCAUCGCCGCCCGCGACCGGGGCGUGCCUCCCCUCAGCUCCACCAUGCUGGUGGGUAUCCGUGUGCUGGACAUCAACGACAACGACCCCGUGCUCCUGAACCUGCCCAUGAACAUCACCCUGAGCGAGAGCGCCGCCAUCUCCAGCUUCGUCACCCGCGUGCUCGCCCGCGACGCCGACCAGGGCCCCAAUGCCCUGCUGACCUUCGAUAUAACAGCAGGGAACACGGACAAUGCCUUCUACAUCAACAGCACCAGUGGCGUUGUGUAUGUGAACCGCCCGCUGGACAGGGAGCGGGUGGCCGAGUACAGGCUGACGGUGACGGUGAAGGACAACCCCGAGAACAUCCGCAAUGCCAGGCGGGAUUUUGACCUGCUGGUCAUUUCCAUAGCGGAUGAGAACGACAACCGCCCCCUCUUCACCCAGAGCUCCUACCAGGCUGAGGUGAUGGAGAACUUGCCCCCUGGGACUCCUGUCACAAUGCUCAAUGGACCCAUCCUAGCUCUGGAUGCUGACCAGGGCAGCAAUGCCGUGGUGACCUACGAGCUCCUGAAGGCAUCCCCGGACCUCUUUGUUAUCAACAACAGGACAGGCGUGGUUUCGGUGAAGCCCGGUGGUGUGAUCGACCGAGAGGCUUUGCUGGACCCUCACCUGGAAUUCACGCUGGUGGCUCGUGAUGUGGGGGGGCUGAACAGCACGGCCAGGCUGGCAGUGACCAUCCUGGAUGACAAUGACAACCGCCCUGUCUUCCAGCCGGCAUCCAUCACCGUGCGGCUGUUGGAGAACAGCCCUCCAGGCUUCUCCGUCCUCCAGGUGACAGCCACGGACGCUGACAGUGGCCUCAACCAACAGCUGGACUACCGCAUUGAGGGUGGUGGCCAGGACAGGUUCCUGAUUGAUGCCAGCACGGGGGUGAUCCGCGUGGCCAACAUCACCAUUGACCGCGAGGAGCGCGACGCCUACCGGCUGACGGUGGUGGCCGUGGACCAGGGCACGCCGGCGCUGUCGGGCACCGCCACCGUCAGCAUCCUCAUCGACGACGUCAACGACUGCCGGCCCGAGUUCAUCAACCCCAUCCAGAGCGUCAGCAUCCCCGAGUCUGCUCCCCCUGGCACCGUGGUGGCCGAGGUGACGGCCAUCGACAGGGACCUGCACCCCCGCCUGGAGUACUACCUGCUGGGCAUCGUGGCCCGCGAUGACACGGACGCGCUGGUGCCCGACCAGCAGGGAGCCUUCACGGUGGAUUUCAGGACAGGAGCUGUGAAGGUCAAAACUCCCCUCAACCGUGAACUAGUGGCCACCUACGAGGUCACCAUCUCUGUCCAUGACAACGCCAGCGAAGUCAUCGACCGCUCGGUCAGCGUGCCCAACGCCAAGCUGACAGUCAACGUCUUGGACGUCAAUGACAACACACCCCGCUUCCGCCCCUUCGGGGUCACCUACUUCACUGAGCGGAUCCUGGAGGGAGCCACGCAGGGCACCACGCUCAUCUCCAUCUCAGCAGUGGACCCAGACAAAGGUGCCAAUGGGCAGAUCACCUACGAGCUGCUGAACCUCUCUCCGGAAGGUUACGUCUGUCUGGAAGACCAUUCGGCAGGGAAGGUUGUGGCCAACAGGACAGUGGACUAUGAGGAGGUGCAGUGGCUGAACUUCACCGUCCGCGCCUCCGACAACGGCUCUCCCCGCAGAUCCGCUGAGAUCCCCGUGUACCUGCAGAUCGUGGACAUCAAUGACAACAACCCUGUUUUCAGCCAGCCGUCCUACCAGAAAGCUGUCUUUGAGGACGUGCCCUUGGGUACGGUCAUCCUGAGCGUCACGGCCACCGAUGCGGAUUCCGGGCAGUUCGCUCUCAUCCAGUACAGCCUGAGCGACGGGGAGGGCAAGUUUGGGAUAAAUCCCAACACGGGUGACAUCUACAUCCUGUCAGCCCUGGACCGGGAAAAGAAGGAUCACUACACACUGACAGCCGUGGCCAGGGACAACCCUGGGGAUGUCUCCAGUAACCGUCGGGAGAACUCUGUGCAGGUGCUGAUCACAGUGCUGGACAUCAACGACGUCAGGCCCCAGUUCAGCAAGAGCCAGUUCAGCACCAGCGUGUACGAGAACGAGCCGGCGGGGACAUCAGUGAUCACCAUGAGUGCCACCGACCUGGACGAGGGGGACAACGGCGUGGUGACCUACAGCAUCGACGGUCCUGGAGCGGAGGCUUUCAAGAUCCAUAAAGACUCCGGGCUCGUCACAUCGCGGCGGCGCCUGCAGUCCUACGAGAGGUUCAACCUGACUGUGGUGGCCACGGACAAGGGGCAUCCCCCUCUCUGGGGCACCACCACGCUCCACAUCGAGGUCAUCGACAUCAACGACAACCGCCCCGUCUUCGUCCGCCCGCCCAACGGCACCAUCCUGCACAUCAAGGAGGAGAUCCCCCUGGGAUCCAACGUCUACGAGGUCUAUGCCACGGACAAAGACGAGGGUCUCAACGGAGAGGUGCUCUACAACCUGCUGAAAACAGGGGCAGGGAACAAGGACUGGGAGUAUUUCAGCAUCGACUCGGUCAGCGGGCUGAUCCAGACGGCCAAGCGGCUGGACCGGGAGCAGCAGGCCGUGUACAACCUGAUCAUCGUGGCCUGCGACCAGGGCCAGCCACCCUACGAGACCAUGCAGCCCCUCCAGAUAGAGCUCGACGACAUCGAUGACAAUGAACCCAUCUUCCUCAGGCCACCUAGGGACAGUCCCCAGUACCAGGCACUCUCUGUCCCCGAGCACUCACGGCCAGGCACCGUGGUGGGGAACGUCACCGGCGCGGUGGAUGCGGAUGAGGGCUCCAACGCCAUCGUCUACUACUUCAUAGCAGCUGGGAACCAGGAGAGCAACUUCCAGCUGAGCCGGGAAGGGAAGCUGAAGGUCAUGCGGGACCUGGACCGGGAGAAGGAGCCGUACCACUCCAUCAUCGUCAAAGCAUCCAGCCAGAGGAACUGGGCUCCUCCCCAGGGCCAGCAGGCAGCCAGAGCCCAGUUCUGGGACCUCAACGAGGACCUGACCCUGCAGGAGGUGCGGAUCUUCCUGGACGACAUCAAUGACCAGGCCCCCCAGUUCACCAAGUCGGAGUACACGGCGGGGGUUGCCACCGAUGCCAAGGUGGGGUCGGAGCUGAUCCGAGUGCUCGCAGUGGACGCCGACGUGGGCAACAACAGCCUGGUCCUGUACCACAUCCUGGGCAUCCGCUACAUCAAGCAGCACUCCAAUGACUCCGAGGAGGUGGCCAACAUCUUCAGCAUCGGAACCCUCGAUGGCAUCCUGCGAACCUUUGAUCUCUUCACGGCCUACAACCCUGGCUACUUUGUGGUGGACAUUAUGGCCUCUGACCUGGUGGGCCACAACGACACGGCCAUUGUGGGGAUUUACAUCCUGCGGGAUGACCAGCGGGUCAAGAUCAUCAUCAACGAGAUCCCUGACAGGGUCAGGCAGUUCGAGGAGGAGUUCAUCAGCCUGCUGUCCAACAUCACUGGUGCCAUCGUCAACACGGAUGAUGUGCAGUUCCACGUUGACAAGAAGGGCCGGGUGAACUUUGCCCAGACGGAGCUGCUGAUCCACGUGGUGAACAGGGAGACCAACCGCAUCCUGGACGUGGAGCGGGUUAUUCAGAUGAUAGACGAGAACAAGGAGCAGCUGAGGAAUCUCUUCAGGAACUACAACGUGCUGGACGUGCAGCCUGCCAUCACUGCCCGGGCACCCGACGACCUCUCAGCUCUGCAGAUGGUGAUCAUCGUGCUGGCCGUCCUGCUCUUCCUGGCUGCCAUGCUCUUCAUCCUCAUGAACUGGUACUACCGGACAGUGCACAAAAGGAAGCUGAAAGCCAUCGUGGCUGGCUCCACUGGGAACAGAGGCUUCAUGGACAUCAUGGACAUGCCAAACACCAACAAGUACUCCUUUGAUGGGGCCAACCCGGUGUGGCUGGACCCCUUCUGCAGGAACUUGGAGCUGGCGGCGCAGGCGGAGCACGAGGAUGACCUGCCGGAGAACCUGAGCGAGAUCACGGACCUGUGGAACAGCCCUGCCCGCACCCACGGCACCUUCGGCAGGGAGCCCUCGGCCGCCAAGCCCGAGGAUGACCGCUACCUGCGGGCUGCCAUCCAGGAGUACGACAACAUUGCCAAGCUGGGGCAGAUCAUGCGGGAGGGACCCAUCAAGCUGAUCCAGAAGGAGCUGGAGGACGAGGAGGAGGAGCGCAGCCCCGGCCAGGGCAGCCUGCGCUUCCGGCACAAGCAGCCGGUGGAGCUGAAGGGUCCGGACGGCAUCCACGUUGUGCACGGCAGCACGGGCACCCUGCUCGCCUCCGACCUCAACAGCCUGCCCGAGGACGACCAGAAGGUGCUGGGCCGCUCGCUGGAGACUCUGACCGCCGACUGCGGGGGCUACAGCGACCACAACGCCCGCACCGAGUCGGCCAAAUCCACGCCCUUGCACAAGAUGCGGGAGGUGAUCAUGGAGAGCCCUCUGGAGAUCACCGAGUUAUGACGAGCGCUGCUGCUGCUCCUCCAGGCAAGCCGGGGAUGAAGCACAGAGCAGGGGGCCGUGCUGGGGGCCGGGGGCAGCCCCAGAGCGGUGCUCGGCCCCCUCUCCCCCCGCAGGAGUCCGGGCUAGCCGGUGCACAUCGCUCCGGCAGCCCUGGAGAGCUUGGCCCCGGCAGAGAGGGCUCUCAGGACCGGAAUGCUUUUACUCGCCUGUCAUUUAUCCA